UCAACUGGAGAACAAAGACAGUGCCGUGGCGUACACACCGCAGCCAGGAGGGAGGUGGCGCAGAAGGAUUCCGCUUCCCGUCACCUCAUCACCUGGUCUCGUUUCUCUCUCUGCCUCUCCACUGGAACGGGUCAGGGAGUCAUCGCCGUCGGAAGAAUUCGAAAGCAAAGGAGCAGCCCCCACGGAGAUCGCGCAUCUGCCCUGUCGUCCGAGUACGAUCGCUUCGAGUGAAAAGAAGGUAAAUUUGCUAGGACUAGAAAGAUAAAUGGCAGAAGUUUUGCAAGUGAGUUCAGGUGAGACUGAAGUAAAGCUCUCAGGAAAGGAUAAUACCGAGGGAGGGGAAAGUGCAAAAACAAUUCUCACAAAUGGCAACAAUGAUUUACUGCCAAAAGAAGAAACUAAAGAAGAGGAGUCGUCUGCAUCAGACAGAGAAUUCAUAAAAGUUGAGAAGGAACUAUUGGUAGAUGUAAAAGAAAGCUCUUACCUACCCAAGGUGGAAUUGGAAGAAUCCAAACUCCCUGCAAGCAAUGAAGCAGGCAAGUCAGAACCAACUGUAGAUUCUCUAAAACUGGUAAAGGAGAUUGACGAACUUAAGCUUCAACUUGCCACUGUUCUUGGGAAAUUAAAUGGUUCAGAAACUGAAAAGACCUCAAUAAAAUCCAAGCUUGAUCUUGCAUAUGAAGAGCUAGAGAAAUUGAACAAGCACUGUAAAGAACUUGAACUUGACCAAAAGUUGAUGAAAGAUCAGAUUGUAGGAGCUGAACUGAAGUAUAAUUUGCAGCUGGAAUCCCUUCAGGAAGCUCUAAAAGCUACAGAUAUGAAGCAUAAGGAACUUGUUGAUGUAAAGGAAUCAUUCACUGUUUUGUCCACUGAACUUGAGAGUUCAAAAAAUAGGAUAAAAGCCCUUGAAGUGGAGUUAUUGUCCUCUUCUAGUGAGCUGCUUAAGCUUGAAGAAGCAAGUAAACAAGCAGAGUUAGAAUCAGGAAAAGUGAAGGACUUGGAGAAGACGUUGGAGCUGACACAUGUGACUGCAAAGGAUAUGGAGGACCAAAUAAACAAUCUACAAAAGGAGUUGAAUGAUCUAUAUGGUAAGAUUACUGAGAAACAGAAGGUUGAAGAAAAACUUGAAAACACUUUGUUGGAACUUUCAAAAUUUCAGGAGACAUUGGAAGCCUCAAAAUUUGAAGUGGCUAAACUGGAGCAUAGCAUUUCUUCUAAAGACGCCCUCAUCCAGGAAGUGACUGAAGAACGAAACCUCCAUAAAGUUGCUGAAGAAACAUUGAAAGCAGAUAUCACAUCAUUGCAGAAGUUGCUUUCGGCUUCAGAAGAAAACCUGCAAACAAAGGGUUUGAGUUUGGGGGAAUUGGAGCUGAAACUUCAGGAACAAGUAAAAGAAAAGGAAAGAGUUGAAACUUUAUUCAAGGACCAGGAAAUUCAGAUAUCAAAUAUGAAAAAUGAUUUAACCAACUUGACCACAGAGAAGGCAACACUGGAGAGCACUGUGACAGAUCUUAAUACCAAGUUGGCAGAAAAUGAGGAACUGCAUCACCAACUCGAAGCCAAGUUAAAUCUGGCUGAACAAAAUUUCAGGGAAACAAAUUCACUAUUAUUACAGACAUCAACAUAUAAUGAGGAGCUUGAAAAAAAACUGCAACUGCUUGAACAACAGCACCAUGAAUUCAGAACAACCACAGAAGCUUCUACUACAAGAAACAUUGAGCUAGAAGGUCUCAUUCAAGCAUCUAGUGCAGUUGAAGAGAAUAUCAGGUCACAGCUAAAGGAAUUUGAGUUAAAAUUGGCAUCAACUGAGAAGUCCAAUGUGGAGCUUGAGCAGCAAAUAAAUCUUGUGGAGAUAAAGUUCCUUGAUACACAGAGUGAAAUUAAGGUACUCAAUGACAAAAUAAAAGAACUCACUACUUCAUUGAAUGAAGCAGCAGAAGAAAAUUCACUAUCAAGACAUCGCUUAGAAGAUUAUGAAGAUAAGACCAACCAACUGGAGUCUUCCUUGAUCAAGUCAUCUUCGAGGAACUCAGAACUUGAAAAGGAGCUUAAUGAUCUCAUCAACAAAUGUACCGAACAUGAGGAGCGGGCUACUGCAACACAUCAUCGUAGUCUUGAGCUGGAAGAAUUGAUCAGUUCUUCUGAUUCUGUGGCUAAAGAUGCUCAAAAGAGAGUGGAAGAAAUGGAGUUGUUGGUGGAGGCUGCUAAUUAUCGCCACCAGGAACUUGAGCAACUACUCAGCGUAGAACAGUCAAAACAGAGAGAUGUUGAGGGUGAAUCUAAGCAGUAUAAGAGCAAAAUCACCGAGCUUGUUUCAGAACUUGAAGCACACAAAACAAGAUCAAAGAGCCUUGAAUCUAUACUGCAUGCUGCAAAUGAAAAAGAGAAAGAGUUGACAGAUAUCCUUGAUACAGCUAUUGAAGAAAGAAAAAAGAUUGAAGACCUUUCUAAUAGUCAGGAGAAAAAACUCAAGGAAUCUGAAAAUCAAAUUCAGAUUUUGGAAAAUGAAUUGAAAUACUUGACAGAGAAAAUUGAAAGUGUCCAGGAACAACUGGAGGCUUCUAAUCUAAGAGAAAAAAAUCUCCUCGAGAAGUUUAGAUAUGCUCAAGAACAAUUGGCUGAUCAAGGAAAGACUGUGGAGGAAAUUACUGCAAGGAACUUAGAUUUAAAUUCUAUAACUGAAUCUUUAGCCAAAGAUUCAGAGUUGAAACUCCAAGAUGCUGCAGCAAGCUUAAAGCAGAAGGAUUCGGAAGCCAAAGCACUGGUUGAGAAGUUGCACUAUCUUGAAGAACAAUUGAAUUUUUAUAAAGAACAGAUGGUUGAAUCUACUGAAAAUGCUGCUUUACUCAAGUCAGACUUGGACGAGAAGGCUGUAAAGCUGGUUUCUCUUGAAAACAACAUUGAAGAGUUUAAACAAAAGUUAUCAGAAGCUAAUCAAAGAGGUGAACAGACAAUUGCAGUAAAUGAGUUGCUGGCAGUGACAAACUCAAAGCUCAGGGAAGAGUUGGAAUCUCAUCAACACAAAAUCAAUGAGCUCAAUGAUUUAUUAAAAUCCACACAUGCUGAGAAACAGACUAUUUCUGAGCAACUUGCUUCUCAUUCAAGCACUCUAACCCAAUUAAAAGAAGAACAUUCAAGAGGUCUGGAUCUUCAAUUUGCAACUGAAUCUCGUCUUAAAGAAAAUGAAGCCCACUUGAAUGACUCUGUUGAGAAAUACAAUCUAAAAGAACGAGAAACCAAUGAACUGAAUGAGAAAGUGCUUGCUAUUGAAACUCAAUUGAGAAUUUAUGAAGAACAGGUCAGUGAGUCAGCAACUCAGAAGGAUAAAUUGGAAGAGGCUCUAUUCAAGAUACAGGAUCUGGAAGGACUGGUUGAGCAAUUGAAAAACAAUGUUAACAGUUUCCAAACAGAGAAUGAAGGUUUAGCAAGACAAAACAUUAGUCUCUCUGCGGACCUUGGGACAUACAAGGCCAAAAUGAAUGAUUUACAAGUAGCAUUUGAUACAGCCAUUGCAGAGAAAGAAGAUUUACUGAAGCAGCUCCAUUCUUUGAAGAAAGAAUCUGAUGAUUUCGUGCAACUGCUUAAAUCUGAGAAAGACCAACUAAAGUUGCAGGUUAGCUCUCUUGUGGAAGAGAGCACAUUGCUCAAAGAAACUUAUGAAAAAUUAAGGAAUGAACGUGAAACAUCUGAAGCACAACUAGAAAGAGAACUAUCUAAACAAAAAGUGAAGGAAGAGUCUCUUAAUUCUCUCAUUGAUAAUCUUAGAGCAGAUUUGGCAGAGAAGUCUCUUCUGCAACAACGGGCUUCUGACCUUGAAGAAAAGCUGCUCUUAGCUGAGAAAACUUAUGCGCAAGAGGUUGCUGAAGAAAACAAUAAGGUUUCUGUUCUUAAGGUAGAGCUUGAAGAAUUGAAAUUUAAACAAAAUCAAACUUCAGAAAUGGAAAAGAAGAUAGUAGAGCUCGAGAACACUCGGCGUUUGGUCCACACUGCCAGUGACAAUGAGAUCAAGAAUGGAACUUCCCCGGUUGAAAGAGAUGAUUCAACUGAGGUGAAAUCAAGAGAAAUUGGACUCGACACCUCAACAUUGUCAAAGAGGAAGAAACACAAAAGCAGAGACAAGCCAAAGCAGGAUAUAGAGACAACUAACACAAGCCAAAAUGCACAUCUCUCAACAGAGCGUUCAGAAGGGGUUGCCUUCAAAUUUGUACUAGGAGUGGCUUUGGUAUCAAUCAUCAUUGGCAUCAUUCUCGGAAAGUGGUACUAGCAUGGUUAUGAUAUUUUUUUUUUACUUUUCAACUCGUAGCAUAAUACGAGUUCGUUGAUUGUCACAACUUUUGGUUGAUCCUGUUGAUUGAUGAAACAAGUUUUCUGAAUUUUGAUGAUCUUUUUAUAUGUUGCUGUUAAGAGGAGUGCAUAUUCAGUGAGUGUAGGUUAUAAGCUAAGAAUGGGAAUUUAUUUAUUUUUCCCUUCCUAGCCAUCACCUUGCAGUAGUGGGACUGCAUGCAAGUUGUUAUGUCUAGUUUUGAGCUUGUAGAUGUUCCUUAAUUUGUAAGUAAACAAAACAUAAUAUCAAGUGUUUUCUGUUGAUUGUCUAAAAA
This is a messenger RNA of Zingiber officinale, 4598 nucleotides long. Its product is annotated as flagellar attachment zone protein 1-like. The record is from RefSeq and is a predicted model, not a curated record. Bases 266 to 4264 code for a protein of 1332 amino acids. Lineage: Eukaryota; Viridiplantae; Streptophyta; Magnoliopsida; Zingiberales; Zingiberaceae. The transcript is spliced from 6 exons.